AUGGCUAUGGUGCCAUACGAUUCCGACCCCAAAUCGGGGCCUAACACCUCCUCGCCGGCAUGGCAGGACAUGUUCCGAUCCGCUUCCAUACGAAAACCCGAGACCGCCCCAACCCCCCUUCGGAAGCUCCACGAACCGCCGCCCGAUGCGGCUUCCCUCUCCGGCGAUCCCCAGGUACGCCUCGCCCUCUACAUAACCAUGGCCCAAGCGGGGCUCGCCUUCGCGGCCUUCGUCCUUUACGGGGUUUACCGGCUUCUGGAGGACUUUCUGAGGCCCAUCCUGUGGGCCGUCCUCUGCUCGAUCCCCCUCAGGAGCGUUCAGCAAUCCCUCUUUGGAUUCUGGUCCGAGCCCCUCAAAUUGGGCCUAACCGAGACAGUCCUAGCCGUCCCCGUCGCCGUAUUCAGGGUUUUCAUCGGGACCCUCGUCGAAAUCAAGGACAUGGUCCUUAGGGUAACCUUCAGGAGAGAAAAAACCACUUCACCGAGAAAGAAGAAGUCUGGGUUCUACAAACUUCUGAGGUGGCUCGUCUCGUUCUGGCUUUUUGUGAUGUCAUACGAGAAUAUUGGGGCUGUGGGCUCUCUCUCACUGCUUGGCUUUGGCUUCAUGUUUACAAGCAACACAGUCGAGUCCACUAUGACCAAGGUCUCCACCUUCAGGAGCAACAGCUUUCGGAGGCUCCCCCUGAGCGCAUUUUUCACUCGGGCCAUAUUGAAAAGGCUGAAAACAUUGGUGGCCAUUGGCUUGAUAGUGGGCAUGAUUGUCGGGUCCCUGGCUGGCACCAUCUUCUUCUCGUACAAAAUCGGCAUGGAAGGAAAAGACGCUGUCUUUGCCCUCAAAUCCCACGUGCAGGAAAGCAACUAUGCCGAGAAGAUCGGCUUCCAACAGUGGAUGGACGAAAACGACCUUCCUCGGACAGUCGAUACGUACACCACCAAGUUUUACGAGACGGUCUCAGACCAGAUAGACCGUCUUGCGUUACAAUACAACAUGACCGAGCUCGUGAAUGGUAUCAAACAUUUCGUGAUCGUGAGCCCGCCCGGGAAUUCCUCAUCCGAGCAGACAGCACUAAUGAGCCCAUCCCCUUAUGCGGAUAAAUUCCUCAGCCUGAAAAACAGAGUUAGAAAACGUGAAUGGGGGCAUAUGUAUUCAGAGGUGGACGCUAUAUUACGCGAGGCUGUGAUUAGUCGGGAGGAUCUCGUGCAGAAGGCGAAAGGGUUUGCUUCGCAGGGGAUGAACGUGAUGCAGGGCGUGCUCGUGAGCGGGAAAUCUGUGGUGGGGGGGAGUGCGAAGCUCGUUUUCUUGAUCGGGAGCUCGAUUUUAUCGGGCGCGGCCGGGAUUUUCAAUUUCGUGUCCCAGUCUAUGGUUUUCUUCUGGGUCCUGUACUACCUGAUAACGUCCGAGUCCGGUGGGGUCACAGAGCAAGUGAUGCACAUGAUCCCGAUUUCUCAGCCGGCCCGGAAAAGGUGCGUGGAGGUGCUGGAUAAUGUGAUUUCAGGGGUACUGUUGGCGACUUUCGAGAUUGCUCUGUUUCAGGGUUGUAUGACGUGGCUUCUUUUUAGAUUGUUCUCGAUACAUUUUCUGUAUGUGUCGACUUUGUUGUCGUUUGUGAGCUCGUUGUUGCCGCUUUUCCCGGCGUGGAUAUCAACGAUACCGGCAGCUAUUCAGCUGGUGGUGGAGGGGCAGUACGUGCUGGCUAUCUGCCUCGCAGUCAUUCAUCUAAUACUGAUGGAUUAUGGGACAACCGAAAUCCAGGAGGAUGUCCCGGGUUACAAUGCCUACCUCACGGGCCUCAGUAUAAUUGGCGGCAUGACAUUGUUCCCCUCUGCUUUGGAGGGAGCAAUAAUGGGGCCCCUGAUGACGACUGUCGUGAUGGCUCUCAAGGAUUUGUACGUGGAGUUCGUUCUUGAAGGAGCCGAGGACAAAAGCGAAUAG
This is a messenger RNA of Striga hermonthica, 1932 nucleotides long. NCBI's taxonomy places the organism in Eukaryota, Viridiplantae, Streptophyta, Magnoliopsida, Lamiales, Orobanchaceae. The record is from the annotation of a GenBank genome assembly.